Molecule: messenger RNA, 1083 nt
Organism: Effrenium voratum
Lineage: Eukaryota; Dinophyceae; Suessiales; Symbiodiniaceae
Source: the annotation of a GenBank genome assembly
AUGAGCCAUUCCAAGCCUUCAGGAAGCAAUGGUCUGACCUACGCCGACGCCGGCGUCGACAUCGACGCGGGCAACGCGCUGGUCAAUCGUAUCAAACCCCUUGUCAAGGCAACGUCACGGCCAGGUGCGGACAGUGACAUAGGCGGAUUUGGCGGUCUGUUCGACCUCAAGGGCGCCGGCUUCGACGAUCCGAUCCUUGUGGCGGCGAAUGACGGUGUUGGCACCAAGCUGAAAAUCGCCAUCGAAACCGGCCAACAUAGAACGGUCGGGAUCGACCUGGUUGCCAUGUGCGUCAACGAUCUUGUUGUCCAGGGUGCCGAACCGCUGUUCUUUCUCGACUAUUUUGCGACCGGUUCACUUGAUGUCGACACCGCGAGCGAUGUCGUGGCCGGGAUUGCGGACGGCUGCAAACUGGCAGGAGCAGCCCUGAUCGGCGGCGAGACCGCCGAGAUGCCCGGAAUGUACAAGGAAGGCGACUACGACCUUGCUGGUUUCUCCGUCGGUGCCGUCGAACGAGGGCAAAUCCUGCCACGCAAGGAUGUUGCUCAAGGCGAUGUGCUUUUGGGCCUGGCCUCCUCCGGCGUUCACUCCAACGGUUAUUCCAUGGUGCGAAAGAUCAUGGAACUGGCUGGACUUUCCUGGUCCGACGCGGCUUCGUUCGAGAACGGCAAGACGCUCGGAAGUGUCCUGAUGGAACCGACGCGGAUCUAUGUCAAACCCUUGCUUUCCGCCCUGAAACAAACCGGCGGCAUCAAGGCGCUCGCGCAUAUCACCGGCGGGGGUCUGCCUGAAAACCUUCCUCGCGUCCUGCCGGAAAACUGUUCGGCACGGAUCGACCUUUCUUCCAUCGAUGCACCCGCGGUUUUUUCCUGGCUCGCCAAAACAGGUGGUGUUGCGGAGAAGGAAAUGCUGCGCACCUUCAAUUGCGGUGUCGGCAUGGUGAUCGUGGUUGCCGACGACGAAGCAGAUGACGUCGCCAGAGUACUGGAAAACGAAGGGGAGCGCGUGACUAGGAUCGGCAGGAUAGAGGCCGAGGGUGACGCACCGGUUCUUUUUGACAAUUCCCUGGGCCUGUCGGCAUGA